UUAAAAGAACGCCAUCAACUUUUAAAAAAAGUUGUGAAGCCAAUCAAGGGUAGUUUGGAGAUUUUGGUUCCUGAUGGUGGUCUUAAUGUUCAUACAACUGCUGGGGAACCAUGUUGGUCACGUGUUGCUCAUACUGUUGAUGAUGUUGAGACGUUUUUUAAAAGAACAAUUGAGAACAGAGAUGAAGGAAUUGUUUUGAAAGACCUUGGGUCCAAAUGGGAGCCUAGUGAUCGAAGUGGCAAGUGGAUGAAAUUAAAACCUGAAUAUGUUAGAGCUGGAUCUGAUUUGGAUGUUCUCAUUAUAGGUGGAUAUUAUGGGUCAGGUCGCCGUGGUGGACAGGUGGCUCAAUUUUUGAUGGGCCUAGCAGAACGCCCAGCCAAAGACACCUACCCUAGGAGGUUUGUUUCCUUCUGCAGAGUGGGUACUGGGCUAUCUGAUAAGGAGCUUGAUGAGGUUGUAAAUAAAUUAAAGCCUUUUUUCAGGAAAAACGAAUACCCAAAGAAGGGUCCUCCUAGUUAUUAUAAGGUCACAAAUAACUCAAAAGAAAGACCAGAUGUCUGGAUUGAUAGUCCUGAAAAGUCAAUCAUACUUUCCAUCACUAGUGACAUCCGUACAAUUCGUUCUGAGGUUUUUGCUGCUCCAUAUAGCUUGAGAUUUCCUCGUAUAGAUAAAGUGAGGGAUGAUAAACCUUGGCAUGAAUGCCUUGAUGUGGAAUCUUUUGUGGAAUUGGUGCAUUCUAGCAAUCAUACAACACAAUGGGGAGGAAAUCAACAGGAAAAUCAACCAAAAAGAUCAAAAUCAAGAGUUGGAGAGAAGAAGAAGAAGAGUGGCUCUAUUGUUCCUUCUCAUCUCCUUCAAACUGAUGUUUCUCAAGUCAAAGGACAAACCUUAAUUUUCUCAAAUAUGAUGUUCUACUUUGCAAAUGUCCCUUCAACACAUUCCUUGGAUUCACUUCACAAAAUGGUUGCAGAAAAUGGUGGUACUUUUUCAAUGAAUUUGAAUAAUUCGGUUACUCACUGUAUCGCUGCAGAAACUAGAGGGAUUAAGUUUCAAGCUGCAAAACGUCAUGGUGAUGUUAUCCACUACUCAUGGCUUCUUGAUUGUUGUUCACACAAAAAACUUGUCCCUUUACAACCCAAGUAUUUCCUUGUCAUUUCUGAGUCUUCAAAGAAGAAGCUACAGGAAGAGAUUGAUGAAUUUUCAGACUCGUAUUUCAUGGAUAUUGACAUUAAAGAUCUGAAACAGCUUUUGAAUAAUAUAAAAAGAUCCAAAGAUUCUAAAGCCAUAGAUCAUUAUAAGAAGAAAUAUUGUCCUCUUGAUAAAUGGUCACGUUUCAAUGGGUGCUGUAUGUACUUCUAUAUACCACAAAACUCUCUGAGUUUGGAUUGGGAAGAUUUACUUAAACUAACAAUGAAAAGAAUGAAGCUUCAAGUUUCCUUUUGUGGUGCCAAAAUCAGCAAUUAUAUUUCAAAUGCUACUCAUUUAGUGGUGAUGUCUUUACCAGGAUUUAAAGUUGAGUUUGAUACUAUAGCAAGAAGUUUCUCAGCAUCAGAGAGGCGUCUUUUAAGGGAUGAAAGUGUGCAUAUGGUUGAUUGUCAAUGGCUAGAAGAGUGUUUGGAGAAAGAUGAAAAGCUUCAAGAGGAUGAAUAUAUUUUGAAGCCAAGCCCAAGUGGUUUAUUAAUGGAAUCAACUUCAUCUGAUGAAAAUGAAAGCUUGUUGAGCUUGAAGAAAGAAGAUAAAGAGAAGAAGAAAAACACAGUUGAUGAAGAAGCAUCAGCUUUAGAUAAAGAAGACAUAAAGAGACAAGAAAAGGCGGCUGCAUCAGUCAACAAAAGAGGAAGACCAACCAAAACAAAAACAAGUAGUACUAGGAAAAAGACAGGUGUCAAGCCUCCAAGAACAAGGGUAAGAUCCGGAAACAAGGCGCGCAAAAUACACGAAUACAUAUCAGAUGAAGAAGAAGAAGAAGAACAAGGGAUUAAGCAAAAACAUGAAAUGCAAGAUGCCAUUGUUGAAGAUUCAGAGCCAUUGGUAAAAGAUGUUAAUGUAAAUGAUGAUGAUGUUAUGGAUAAGAAAAGUGAUAAAUUGGAAGUAAUGGUGGGCCCAGACCCUCUUCAAGCCAUGUUAUUAGACAUGAUUCCAAGCCUUGAACCAAAAACCAUUGAAAGUCCAAUCAUGGAUCCACCGAUUCCCAAGAGAGAAAUCCAUCAUAAUUUGGAUUCGAAUCCUGGGCCUUCAAAGAAGAAGAAAGUUAGUUACAAGGAUUUGGUAAUGGAUUUGCUAAAAGACUAGAAAGAUUAAACCAUCCUUGCAGUUGCACUUUGUGUGUUUUUUUGUUACUAUUAUAUGUAAAACUAUGUGUUAUGUGUAGCUUUCUUCUUUAAAGUUUUAUCUUGCGAAAUGACAGAAGUGUUUGUUUUUAUUGUUGAAAUGCUGCUAAAUAGUUUCCCAA
Messenger RNA from Lactuca virosa, 2452 nucleotides. Lineage: Eukaryota; Viridiplantae; Streptophyta; Magnoliopsida; Asterales; Asteraceae. The record is from the annotation of a GenBank genome assembly.